GACCACGAGGACCCGAGGCACAAUCGGGCGCAAUCGGGUCCAAUAACCGCCACGCAAUCGGGCUGCCGCCGGCCUAGCACAGCCUAGCCUGCCCUGUCGGUGCUGUCAGUGCCGACGGAGCUGAGCGCGCCGCGCACCGCGUGUGUUUGUGUUGCUGUCCCGCCGGCAGUGCGACGCCGAGUCCAGGACGCCGGGACGUCCACGACGUCGAGACUGCGGUUCCCUGUCCUUUGCUCCGUUUGGCCGACAUGGCCACGGCCGACGGGGCCGACGACGACCCCUGGCAGGUGUCGCCGCAAGAGCUGUGGCGGCGCGCGGGCGAGUGGUGCGACAGCCACCUGCGGCCGUGGGGGGCGCCACCAGUCCCCGCCCCCAGCCCCGCCCCCGCCCCCGCCCCCGCGCCCGGAGACGGCGCUGACGAGCAUGCCGCCGCCGCCGCGCUCCUCGGCGCCGCCACGGUGACCACCGCCGUGGUGGAGCUGGCCGCCGCCCCCUCGGAAGAGGUUCCGCUGCAGCCGGGGACGCGGCGGCCGCGGCUCAGGCUCGACGUCGGCGCCAGGGAGCGGUCCUUCUACUCCAAGCUGGGCGUGAGGGAGGCCCUGUACGGCAGGGAAGCGGGCCCCAAGGACGCCGACAUGGAUGAGAUGCGGUUGGCGGCGGCGCAGGAGGCAGCGGCCCAACACCGUGCAGGACGUGAUUCGCCGGGGGGCGGCCUCAUGGGGGGCCCUCACGGCGGCGGGGGCCACGGCCCCCCCGCCAACGGUCCCUCCUCGCUGUUCCUGUUCAACGAGGGGAACCCCAUCCGCAAAUACACACGCUUCAUCAUCGAGUGGCCUCCGUUUGAAUAUGCCGUGCUGCUUACCAUUAUCGCCAACUGCGUGGUGCUCGCCUUGGAGGAGCACUUACCAGAAGGCGACAAGACCAUCUUGGCGCAGAGACUGGAAAAGACGGAGCCGUACUUCCUGGGUAUCUUCUGUGUCGAAGCAUCCCUCAAAAUUUUAGCUUUAGGUUUUGUACUCCAUCGUGGUUCUUAUCUUCGUAACAUUUGGAACAUUAUGGAUUUCUUCGUAGUAGUAACAGGGUUCGUCACAAUCCUCUCCAGCACGGCUAACCCAGGGAUAGACCUCAAGACAUUGAGGGCCAUCCGAGUGCUCAGGCCCCUCAAACUAGUGUCGGGAAUCCCUAGUCUGCAAGUCGUGUUGAAGUCCAUUAUAAAAGCCAUGGCACCCCUCCUUCAGAUUGGAUUACUUGUGUUAUUUGCUAUUGUCAUCUUUGCCAUCAUUGGUCUAGAGUUUUAUUCUGGAGCCUUGCACAAAACAUGUUACAAAUUAGAAGACUUAAAUGAAAUAGAUAAGGAGGGGGAGGCUGAAACGCCAUGCAACACAGACAACAAGACUGAGGCACCGGCUGGUAGUUAUGUUUGCAAUCCCAAUGUGUCAACUUGUUUAGAAGAGUGGGAGGGGCCUAAUUAUGGCAUCACAUCAUUCGACAAUAUAGGAUUUGCUAUGCUCACUGUGUUCCAAUGCAUCACUAUGGAAGGCUGGACUACUAUUUUGUAUUGGACAAAUGAUGCACUAGGCAGCACUUUCAAUUGGAUUUACUUUGUUCCCCUCAUCGUUCUGGGGUCUUUCUUCAUGCUCAACUUAGUUCUUGGUGUUCUUAGUGGUGAAUUUGCUAAGGAGAGGGAGAAGGUGGAGAAUCGACAAACUUUCCUGAAAUUACGAAGGCAUGCCCAGCUAGAAAAAGAACUGAACGGCUACGUAGACUGGAUCUGCAAAGCGGAGGAAGUAAUUCUUGCAGAAGAAAGAACAACAGAGGAGGAAAGAAUGCACAUCAUUGAAGCUAGGAGACGAGCUGCAGCUAAACGAAAGAAACUGAAAAAUUUAGGGAAAAGUAAAAGCACAGAUACUGAGGAAGAAGCUGAGGAAGAAGAGGAUGAUGGGGAGGUGGAUAAAAAGGCUCUGAAAGGUUACUCAAGAACCUCAUACCUUAAAACUAAAGUAAAAAGUAAAGGAGCCUGUGUGGAUUUUUGGAGAGCAGAAAAGAGGUUCCGGUUUUGGAUCCGACACACUGUGAAAACUCAGGGCUUCUACUGGUUUGUCAUUGUGUUGGUUUUCUUCAACACAGUGUGUGUAGCUGUUGAACAUUACAACCAGCCCGCAUGGCUUACUGAUUUUCUCCAGUAUGCUGAGUGGGGUUUCUUAGGACUAUUUAUGAUGGAAAUGUUCAUCAAAAUGUACGCGUUGGGGCCACGAAUAUAUUUUGAAUCUGCCUUCAACCGUUUCGACUGUGUAGUUAUCAGUGGAUCUAUCUUUGAAGUAAUUUGGCAAAGCCUCAAAUCGGGAUCAUUUGGGCUGUCAGUCCUCAGAGCUCUGAGACUGCUAAGGAUAUUUAAAGUUACAAAGUAUUGGUCGUCACUACGUAAUCUGGUCAUAUCACUGCUCAAUUCGAUGCGCUCCAUCAUUUCUCUGCUGUUUCUUCUCUUCCUUUUCAUCCUCAUAUUUGCACUGCUAGGCAUGCAAUUAUUUGGUGGCCAAUUUAACUUCCCUGAAGGGACUCCUCCCACGAAUUUCAAUACAUUCCCUAUUGCACUUCUUACUGUCUUCCAAAUUCUUACUGGAGAGGAUUGGAAUGAGGUGAUGUAUUAUGGUAUCCAGUCCCAGGGUGGACCUCAACGAGGCAUGGUAUACUCCAUGUACUUCAUUGUGUUGGUACUCUUCGGUAACUACACACUCCUCAACGUCUUCCUUGCUAUCGCCGUCGACAACUUGGCAAAUGCACAAGAACUUACUGCUGCUGAGGAGGAGCAAGAGGAAGAAGAUAAGGAGAAACAACAAAUGGAGCUUGAAAAAGAAAUGGAAGCUCUUCAAGGGCCAGAUGGGUCAAAGGUUGAUGUUACAUCGCCCUCACCUUCCCAUAAUCAUAGAAAGAAGGGAAAGAAAGGGCAUGAAGAAGAGAAAAAAGAGGAAGAAGAAAUUGUUGGACCUAAACCUAUGCUGCCUUACUCAUCCAUGUUUAUUCUUUCUCCGACUAAUUCGGUUCGGAGAGCUGCUCACUGGGUUGUUAAUCUUAGAUACUUUGACGCCUUCAUCAUGGUGGUCAUCAGUUUGAGUAGUAUAACACUGGCUGCAGAAGAUCCUGUUGUUGAAGAAUCUACAAGAAACAAUGUUUUAAAUUACUUUGACCACAUUUUCACCAGUGUUUUCGCUGUUGAAAUGAUUUUAAAGAUUCUUGAUUUGGGAGUUAUCUUGCAUCCUGGGUCUUACUUGCGUGAGUUCUGGAACAUUAUGGAUGCAGUUGUAGUGGUCUGUGCAGGUGUCUCCAUUGGUUUUGAUAUAACGGGAUCAUCUGCUGGUUCAAAUCUCUCCACUAUCAAAUCUUUGAGAGUGCUGAGAGUUCUUAGACCUCUUAAAACUAUCAAGAGAGUUCCAAAACUAAAAGCAGUCUUUGACUGUGUUGUAAAUUCUCUUAAAAAUGUGAUCAACAUUCUUAUUGUGUACAUACUCUUUCAAUUUAUUUUUGCUGUCAUUGCUGUCCAACUGUUCAAUGGAAAAUUCUUCUUCUGUAACGAUGAAAGUAAAUUUACCAGCGCUGAGUGCAAAGGAUACUACUUUGUGUAUGAAAGUAGUGACCAACUUCCACGGGCUGAAAAGAGAGUUUGGGAUAAGCAAUCAUUUCAUUAUGACAAUGUGAUGGCGGCCAUGCUCACCUUAUUUGCUGUCCAGACGGGAGAAGGAUGGCCACAGGUUUUGCAAAAUUCAAUGGCUGCUACAUAUGAAAAUAAUGGACCUAUCCAAAAUUUUCGCAUUGAAAUGUCUAUUUUCUACAUAGUUUACUUCAUCGUCUUUCCUUUCUUCUUUGUGAAUAUCUUCGUUGCGUUGAUUAUUAUUACCUUUCAAGAGCAAGGAGAAGCAGAACUACAAGAUGGUGAAAUUGAUAAGAAUCAGAAAUCCUGUAUUGAUUUUACAAUACAAGCCCGGCCGCUUGAAAGAUACAUGCCGAAAGAAAGAAAUAGCGUCAAGUACAAGAUAUGGAGGAUAGUUGUCUCAACUCCAUUUGAGUACUUCAUCAUGAUUUUGAUUGUGUGCAAUACCCUACUCCUGAUGAUGAAGGUUCACAAUCAAACGGAUGUGUUCAAGACAACACUGCGCUACAUGAACAUUGGCUUCACCAGCAUGUUUACGAUUGAGAGUAUUCUCAAAAUCGCAGCAUUCGGAGUAAGGAACUACUUCAAGGAUGCUUGGAACACCUUCGAUUUUGUGACUGUGGUCGGCAGUAUUGUGGAUGCCUUAGUCAUCGAACUGGGGGAGCUCCAAGAUAAGGCAAAUAUCACUUCGACUAACUCAAUCAAUGUUGGAUUUCUGCGACUUUUUCGAGCCGCCCGUCUCAUUAAACUUCUCCGUCAAGGUUACACUAUCCGUAUCCUGCUUUGGACAUUUGUCCAAUCAUUUAAGGCCUUGCCAUACGUCUGCUUGCUGAUAGCAAUGCUGUUCUUCAUCUACGCCAUCAUCGGAAUGCAGGUGUUUGGUAACAUUGCACUUGAUCCUGGAUCGUCUAUUACAAGACACAACAACUUCCGCAACUUUGUUCAGGGCCUAAUGCUACUCUUCAGGUGUGCAACUGGUGAAUCAUGGCCGAGCAUAAUGCUGUCUUGCAUCAAAGGAAAAAUUUGCGAUCCAAAGGCAAAGAAAACUGGUGAAACUUGCGGCUCAAAUCUUGCAUAUGCAUAUUUUGUUUCCUUCAUCUUCUUCUGUUCAUUUCUUAUGUUAAAUUUGUUUGUUGCCGUUAUUAUGGAUAAUUUUGAUUAUUUAACUCGUGAUUCAUCUAUCCUGGGUGCUCAUCAUCUUGACGAGUUUGUACGAAUAUGGGCCGAAUAUGAUCCUAAUGCCACAGGCAAGAUUUUGUAUUCAGAAAUGUAUGAUAUGCUUAAGAACAUGGAUCCACCAUUAGGAUUUGGCAACAAGUGUCCGAACAGAUUAGCUUACAAGAAACUAAUUCGUAUGAAUAUGCCUAUGGAUGCUGAAGGCCGAGUACAAUUCACUACAACCCUCUUCGCUUUAAUUAGAGAAAAUUUGAAUAUUAAAGUUCGUGCUGCUGAUGAAAUGGAGCAGGCUGAUGAAGAAUUGCGGGAGACAAUUCAGAAAAUUUGGCCCCUGCAGGCCAAGAAAAUGUUGGAUCUUCUUAUUCCUAGGAAAGAUGAGCUUGGCAGAAACAAAAUGACAGUUGGCAAGGUGUAUGUCUCUUUGCUCAUCAUUGAAAAUUGGCGAGCCAUGAAAGCAACUGCGGGCACUGGACAACAGGGCUUUGGUGGUCAUAGUCCUUCCAAUGAGGCGCCAGGGAAUACGUUGUUUAACCUGACACGGGGGCUCAACCUCACUGGCCAUGGCUGGCCAGGAAACAGCCGAAGCGGAUCCUUGGAUCACAAUGGAACAACGGGCAUGAAUGCUGAGGAAAUAAGUCUUUUGGGUCGGAGAGCCACACCCCGCAAGAAGAGCUUCCGGAACAAAAAGGGAACGGAAGCAAGCGAGCAUCGGAUGUCACAGGAAUCCCUUGUCGACCAACGGCGGCUACAUCCAGAUAGCUAUGGACUUCAUCGGACAGGGUCUAGGUCUAGAUCUCCUAGUUUAAGGCAUCGUGGACGCUCGCCCACCCCGAUAGGCCGGGCAUCUUCGCCCCAUGGCAGGCAUCACUACCGGCAUCCUCACCACGAAAUAGGAUUUAGUGAUACAGUAUCCAAUGUUGUUGACUUUGUCAAACAUGAGCACAGAAGACAUCACCCAAGAACCAGAGUGUUGUGCUCUCCUCCGCCAGGUUCCUGGUCCGCGUCCACCAGCCCCGCGCGCUCCCCCAGCCCCAGCCCACGGUACAACGGCGUCGGCAUGGGCCAUGGCAUGGGCCACGGCAUGAGCCAUGGCAUGGGCCACGGCAUGGGCCACCGCUACGGGACGACGAGCCUGGAGCAGCGGUCACGCUCCCCCAGCCCGGGCGCGGGGGCGGGAGCACGGGGGAGCGGCGGGGCCCACCAUCACCUGGGGCACGGGCCGGGAGCACAACAACACCACCACCAUCACCUACCCAGGCCGCCGUCAGGGGCUCUGCCGCCACCCCACGCUGGCUUUGGGCCCCACGGGGGGCACAUGGGUGGCCUGGGAGCCCCCCUGCGGCCGCAGCAGCAUAGCUACCCCGUGCUGGUGACGCGGCGCGGCCAGGGCCGCCGCUUGCCGCCCACCCCAAGCAAGCCGUCGACGUUACAGCUGCGCCCGGCGCCCAUCAACUUCCCGCAGCUCAACGCCUCGCCGACGCACUACCCGCUGCCGCAGCCGCCGCAGCGGGACCCUUCGGUGGCCGCGUACUGCCCGCUCAGCUUCGAGCAGGCCGUCGCCAUCGGGCGCGGGGGCCGACUGCUGCCUUCCCCCGUGCCCAACGGCUACAAGCCGGGCCAGGGGCCUGGGCAGGCUGGGCUGGCUGGGCAGGCACAGCCGCCUCCCCACCGCAAGCGCAGCCGGCACUCGGACUCAGAUGACGAUGACUGGUGCUAGCCCAGCGCCCCGCCCCCACUCGGCACCCCGCCCCAUCCCCCCUCGCCCUCUCCCUGCCUACGCCUAUUGUUAUUUAUUAAAAAAUUGUACAUAAAGUCCCCUUGUUUUUUAAUACUGGAAUCGAGCGCACAUUGUGACACGUGUGACAGUGCCACGCUCCCCCGGGGUGUCGGUGCCGACUGUGGGGCCUCGGGGACACGCAACCCGUACGGGGUGUCCCCAAAGACUUCUUACCAGAUUGCCAAGUGCAUCUACUGCCAAGUUUUUAAACUAUUGUUCUCUACUGCGUUGUGUGAAAAACUUUCCUUCUUUGUCUUGACUCGUAAUUGAUAAAGUGUACAGUUUUUCGUGCAAAUUCACAAUUCUCUGUAAAUUUAUUACCAAGAGCUGGCUUUAUGAACUUAAGUUAUUGUUGUGUUUCUUUACUUUAGGUUUUACAUUUUACUGUGAUAUGAUAGCAAGACAGAAAAUAUUAUAAACUAAAAAAAGUGACAUUAAAAUCUUAUUGGUGCUCAGUUCUGCCAACCAAGAGUUUAUGAAGAGUGUUUGAAAAACUUAAACAAAAAAAGAAGACAGAAGAGGAGAUGUGGUGUUUGCUGUAGGGUAGACUAGAGUGAAGGAAGCAGAUUGUGUUUUGGGGUCGCUAAAUUUGUACAGAUUUGUAUGAUCCCAAAGAGGAGGAGUGUUAAUCCUGACUGACCAUAUGUUGUUCACUUAUUAUUUUUUCUGUUCUAAUUUGUUCAUCAUGUUUUUAUUUUAGUGGCAAACUAUGUACCUUAUAACUGUGUAAACCUUUCCUGCCAUGCAGCAAAGCAUUUAUUAUGAUACAACAAUUCGUCCUCCUUGGAUACUUCUAUAUUUCCUAUUAUUAUGAUUAUUGUUAUUAUCAUCAUUAUUAUUAUUGUUAUUAUAUACCUAUCAAAAGUUAUCAUGCCAAUACUGCUAUUCUUUGAUUGUUGAAGUGAGUGAUAUGAAAUCAAAUUUUGUGGGAUCUAAGAAAGCUAUUUUUUAUUUACUCUUAGCCAAUUGUGAAACUUUGGUUUGCCACGGAUAUGAAUUGUGUGUCACAGCUGCACCAAAACUGAUACUAGCUAUUAUUUUCCAUGGUUUGCCAUUAAAAUAAACAUUUUCUUGUUAAAAAUCUUUUAUGAAACUUGUGGAUCCAAAUGUUGUUUACUACUUAUGUUAGAUUGAGAUGAGUGACUGUAUACAAAGGGUAGGUUCAUGCCAUUCUUUUCUAUCCUUAAGGUCCUUUUCAUACAAUAUGUGGAUCGUUAUUAUACCUGUUGACUUGGUUCAAGACUUCCCACUGUUAUUAUAAACACAUUAUCAUUUAUUGUGAGUGAGAAAGAAGCCCUUUAAUGAUUACAGUUGUAUGUUGUUUGUUCAUUUCACAACAGAAUCAAAAAAUUUUGUAUAUUGCUACAAAUCAGGGAGAGACUGUGUGAAUGAGUGUGUGCGUGCUUGAGUGAGAGGAAUGAUUGUGUGAACUUCUCAUUUUAUCUGCAAAUGAAUUUCACUCACCCUAAAAUGAAGUGCCCAGAAUAAGAUAUCCUCGACAAAAUUUGUUGACAAAACAUUUAACUGCUCUCCGCCACUGUUGUAAUUGUAUUCCUCAUGUCUCUGGGUGUAUAUAUGUGUUUCAGAGUGUGAUAGAAGAUUGAUGAAUUUUAAACAAACAUCAGCUUUUCUACAUGUGUCCAUUUUUGUAGUACAAGUGGCUAAAAGUUAGCCCCAGCCCUGAUGCUCUUGUGACCAUCAAAGUUUUGGACAACCUAUUUUUCCAAUUUGUGCUUUAUAUAAGUUUUGAAAAUGGUUCCAAUGAAAACUCAGCUAGCAGCCAUAUCAUGCAGGGAGUGUUACUAUACUUCCUAAACUUUUGUUGGGAAAAAAAAAGUUUCAUAUUAACCCUUUUAACAUUGGAAAAGUUAUCAUUUAUUCUGGCGUUUUUCAUGUAUGUAUUUCACAUAUGUGCAUCAAAAGAAGAAGCAUUUGGAAAUGUAGUCAUGUUUUAUUUUCAUUCUUUUUUGAGUCCUGUUCAGUCCCUUUCAUAAAAGGAAACUUGAGAAAAUCUAUUAUGUACUGAUCAAAUUUUCUUAUACGUAUGUCUUCAUUUUGUAGGAUUGCCUUGUCAAUCAACUGACCAGUAUGUCGCAGGUUAAAUAUGCCCUUUUCUACUAACAUAGUUAUUUCUCACUAUUUCUUUUACUUGAGACACAGCAUUUAAAUAAUACCAAUACUUCUUCUAAAUAUGUAAGAGCAGUUAAAAGGUUCAAACACAUACUUCUGUUUAAUAUUCAGAUGUGGAUUUCCAAUUACAUCUCGGACAAAACUACACCACUUUAACUACGUUACUUCUUUUUUAUUGAUAUGACUUACGAACUGCUACUAGGACUUUUACUACACCCAAUCAUAAUGGGGCCAAAUUCAAGUAGGCCCUUUUGAAUAAGAAUGAAAAAGAUAAAAUGGUAACAUCUUGUUUAAAAAACGCUAGUAUGCUGUACAGAAACAUAUUUUUCAACAUCUAUGGAAUAAAGUUGUGUUUUUGCUUCAGCA
Molecule: messenger RNA, 9095 nt
Organism: Thrips palmi
Lineage: Eukaryota; Metazoa; Arthropoda; Insecta; Thysanoptera; Thripidae
Gene: cac
Product: voltage-dependent calcium channel type A subunit alpha-1
Exons: 41
Coding region: 249-6539 (2096 amino acids)
Biological process (GO): calcium ion import across plasma membrane; chemical synaptic transmission
Cellular component (GO): membrane; voltage-gated calcium channel complex
Molecular function (GO): high voltage-gated calcium channel activity; calcium ion binding
Source: RefSeq, a predicted model, not a curated record